This is a messenger RNA of Synchytrium microbalum, 2784 nucleotides long. RefSeq lists its product as uncharacterized. Bases 1 to 2784 code for a protein of 927 amino acids. The transcript has 12 exons. The record is from RefSeq and is a predicted model, not a curated record. Lineage: Eukaryota; Fungi; Chytridiomycota; Chytridiomycetes; Synchytriales; Synchytriaceae.
AUGGACCUCGUGGCUCCCUCCUCACUCUUGGUGCCAGCUCCCAUCAACGACAUAGGACUGAGAUCUUCAAAAGACAAUGCCUCAUUCAACACAACCAGCACCAAAGAAGCCAAACCAGCUGCUGUUGGUGCUAGUGGAUUGUCACGUCAUGGAGUUGCAAGGCACAGCACGAUGCGAAAGCUGCUCAAGCACAAGACUGUUGGCGUUCUUGGUGGUAUAGCGCUGCUUGUGAACUCAAUGGCUGGACCAGGACUACCUCAAGCUGCCGGCAUGUAUCAACAGAACGGAUGGUUGUAUCCAACGGUCGCUUUUUUGCUCUACGCAAUCUUGACAGCAUUGUGCUCCAUGUUCGUCAUAGAAGCAAUGCAAUCAAUACCAGGGAAUAAACACUUUCAAGGAACGGUUGAAUAUGGAACAUUGAUCAAUUUCUAUUUCUCAGACAACUUUUCUCACAUUCUGGGACAGUUGUUUCUGUAUUGCUCGUUACAGUCGACUUCCAUUGCUUCAAUCGUCACUGCAUCGCAAACGUUUGAUUCGAUACUGAUUGAUAUAUUCCACAGAACCUGUGGACUUUCGUUCAGAAGUGGUUGGGUCUGCGUGUCUCAAACCACGUCAGCAAACUCUCCGUUUGGCGAUGAGCUAAUGGUAUUCACUGGGGGGUUCUUGGUUGUUUUGCUAUUGGUGAUUCCAUUAUCGAGGAUGAAUCUUGACGACAAUAUCAAUUUUCAAAUAUGGGGCUUCAUUGCAACGUUAGUCAUAUACGCCAUAUGGAUUAUCAACUCUAUCGUGUUGGGAAUGAGUAGCAGUAAUGGACUUCCAGCAGCCGAAGCUUCGCCGUCACUCGGUGCAGUAACUGGAAUUGUCAUGUUGAAUUACGCUGUCGCGGCAACGAUCCCAUCAUGGGUGAAUGUAAAGCGGCGACAAGUCAAUGUUUCUGGAUCUGUGUGGUCGAGUGUUCUAAUUUCAUUAUUCUCAUAUAUUGCUCUCGGAGUGCUUCCUGCCUUGGCGCUGGACUUGUCAAACGGAAACCUCCUUACGGCGAUGGCAUCCAAGGGCAUGCUGGGACGAGUCACUGGUUACAUGUUCUCCAUUGUGGUCUUGGUGUUCUCAAUCCCAGUCUUCUUCUUUGUGUCGAAAGCCAAUCUGGUCCAAAACGAUUUAGCUCGCCCAUCCGUCGCGACAAUUUUCUCUCAUGUGCUGCCUUGGAUUAUAUCAAUCUUCUUCCAGACCGGAACAACAAUCAAUACCUUUAUUGCUUUCACCUCUUUGAUUUUCGUGUCGAUUGCCAACUUUGCAAUACCAUUGGCCAUAUACCUAAAAUGUCUGAGAUUCCGAGUGUCGUAUAACACUGCUAGGCAGCUCACACCUCGUCAACGGAACCUUCUAAAAAAGAUUCAUAUUGCCUCCAAAGCCAUAAACCGAUUCCUUGAUAUUGCCCAGCAAGAGAUCGAAAACAAACAACGAGUCAACCCAUCUCACCUAGCCCUCCCGCUGUCUGCUUCAUCGGGAACCGCAACACCUGAUCAUGUAGACACGCCGAUAUUUACAAUCAACAGCCCAGCUGAAAAGCCGAUAAGCCUUCUUCGUGAAACUUUACCGCCUCCAGCGAAAGUGCUAUCUCAAGAGUCAACACCCAGACUGGCAAGUUUUGAAUUAGAACGAGGAGGCAGUUUCCAUACUGGGUCGUUUCAGACAGGUACUUUGCAGAAUACUGCCAACAGGAGAAAAGUUUUGAUUCUUGAUAAUUCACCGGCUUCCGGAUCGCCAAUGAAAGCAUCUCCACUGCGUAUUGAAUCAAGAUUAUCCAACGAUAUUGUGCCAGACAUUUCACCAUCAACGCCAUCCCAGGGUCGACUUCGUCCAGCUCUCAUAGCUCCCACAUCACCAUCUCGGCCAGCAUCGCUACUAGACGCCAGCGCCAUGGUUACGGAACCACUCGACGAGAACGACGCUGAUGACGUGAGACUAGCAGCAAUUGAUCUCCUCAUCGACGAGGACGUCCCAGAUCCAGAGAAUGAAAGAAAAGCAAUGACUAUUGCAAGAUCGUUACACCGCCCAUCGCAUGAUAUGACGUAUAGCCCUGAAUCGAUGGACGAGAUGCCACCACCACCAACACUAGCUAGAAGGCUCUCAAAACUGAUACGACCGAUAUCACAUCGUUUCUCAUCGCAUGAUAGAGAGCAGUCGCUGCAGUCUCAGCCGUCUCACCAACGAGAUACAUCACAGCACCCACAAUCAAUAGCACAGCAAUCAUUUGAUUUACCAACAAUGUCACGAUCAAUAAAAUCGCAGGACGGGCUUGGAAUAACAACAGUGGAAUCCAGAACAAGAGAGAAUAGUAAUAGCCCGACACGUCUGUACACAUCCAAACAACUUGGAACAGUAGCCGAAACAUCAUCACUCAAAGAACGAGAAACAGCCACAUCAGCGUCCAUUGCAUCAGCAUCCCUCGGCUCCUCUUUUGACUUGCUACGAGAUGGAUCACGACAAAAUAGUAACUGGGUGGACAGCAAAGCUACCAAUAGCACGACAAAUCUAUUCGGCACACCAGCAACAAGCACGAAUGCACCUCUGGGAAUAAUAGUACAGUCUCCUACUCCUGUACCGUCAUACCCUACGAAUGCCAAUAUCUAUCUUAGUGUGACUCCUACACCUUCAGCUGGUAAGCCGUCAAGUGAAUUCUCGAUAGCGUCAAGGCCGUCGUCAAGUCAUAUGUCGAGGUCGAAUUCUGGAUUUCCUGGAGAUCAUUCGGUCCAACAUCAUACCCGGACUUUACCAAUGUAA